AUGCCCGGUCGCCUAAGAGUCCAGCGGCCUUCUCCCACCACGGUCAGCUUCACCGUCUCGAAUGCGCCUAGGCGCUCCAGUUCGCCCGCGAAGAUCCUCUUUGGCCUCCAGGUUCUCCUACGCGCAAUUCUCUUCUGCUGCGUGAUCAUUGUUGGAACUACGCGUUUACGACACGCGUUCUUCUAUCAGGAUGGUCGGUUUAUACCUUGGCAGGAAGUGUGGUCGACUUCCCUCGGGUCCAAGAUCUGCGAUCUGGUGGAUACUUACGACAACCCGUGGGCAAUCGCAGUUAUCAGCGCCGUGGUGAUUUACGGAGUUUUCAGGAGAGGAUAUACUGAGGAAUCGCUCCUGGUUAUCCGCGGCUUCGGUAUCCAAACUUCCACCUCAUCCUCCACCUAUCUUUCGACAGCCGCGACCAGGUUCAUUCCUACCACGCAGAUUCAAGAUAUCAUCAUUCAUGAAGCCUUCAAGGGCUUUGAGGUUCGAUUCUAUCUGGCGGUCAUUGUAGAAGGCGAGCCCGACGUCUUGGUGGUCUUCCCGCAAAUGCUACCAAAGCGAGAGAUUUUAGAAGAAGUAUGGAGAGGUUCUCGGCGUUGUCUCUAUGAUGCAAAGUCAUGA
Molecule: messenger RNA, 618 nt
Organism: Penicillium cinerascens
Lineage: Eukaryota; Fungi; Ascomycota; Eurotiomycetes; Eurotiales; Aspergillaceae
Product: PIG-H family GPI synthesis protein
Exons: 3
Coding region: 1-618 (205 amino acids)
Biological process (GO): GPI anchor biosynthetic process
Cellular component (GO): glycosylphosphatidylinositol-N-acetylglucosaminyltransferase (GPI-GnT) complex
Source: RefSeq, a predicted model, not a curated record